GUAAAAACAGCAUAAACAAACGUUCUCAAACGUUGUAUUCCAUUCUAAUUGGAAGAGUGGAAUGCUAGGAGUGGCGUACUUAAAAGAUUAGGUCGUUAGGAUCUCAGAUAUUUUGACAGGUUGCAGGUUGAGGGAUUUCAUUUCUCAGUUGCUCCAUGCUGCCAAGCCAUGUCUUUGAUAAGAUUUACCUUCAUUUUUGGGUUCGAUUUGUUUAAACCUUGUGCGUUUGGUGGGCAAAAUUAGUUGUGCGCAUAUAAUCAGCCGGGAUGAUUAGAUCUCCAUAGCUCAAUUGGUCCGUGUCUCUGUGGAGAAAGAAAUUUUGUUUCUUGGAAGCGUUUGACAUGUAUUGUUCCUAUCUAUCUCAUGCAGUUAUGGAUUAUGAAUCAUGAUUGAUAUUUGGUAUUCUAUUGAGCUUUGCUGGAAAGAAUGAUCUCUAAAUUAUGUACUCGCCUAUUGAAUAUAUGUGUAGCUUCUCUUUGCAAAGCCCAUCAAUUAGAGAAAGCUGAAGCAGUUUUAGUUGAUGGGAUACGGCUAGGUUAUCUUCCCAGUGUUGUUACUUACAAUACAUUGAUUGCGGCCUAUUGCCGAUUGGAUGGGUUUGAUGCAGGAUACUCUGUUAUACAUAGAAUGCAAGAAGCUGGGAUAAGACCAGAUGUUGUUACUUAUAAUUCCUUGAUUGCGGGUGCUGCCAGACAUCGUCUACUAUCACGAGCUCUGGAUAUGUUCGAAGAAAUGCUGCAGAGAGGUAUUCUUCCGGAUGUUUGCAGUUACAAUACUUUGAUGCAUGGCUUCUUUAAAUCUGGAAGGCCAGAGGAUGCCAGCGGCAUUUUCCGGGAUAUAAUCCAGGCCAAUCUAUCCCCUUCCCCGGCUACAUUUAACAUCAUGAUUAACGGCCUCUGCAAGGCUGGAUAUACUAGUAAUGCCCUUAGGUUGUUCAGGAACAUACAACGUCGUGGGUUUCUCCCUGAGCUGGUAACUUAUAAUAUACUCAUUGAUGGGCUUUGCAAAUCACGUAGGCUGGGGCAAGCGAGAAGGAUCCUUAAGGAGCUUGGGGAGUCGGGUCAUAUCCCAAAUGCCAUAACUUAUACUACAGUCAUGAAGUGUUGCUUCAGAUCUGGAAAGUUUGAAAAGGGGUUUGAGAUAUUCUCAGAGAUGAGAAGUAAAGGGUAUAACUUUGAUGCCUUCGCAUAUUGCACUGUAAUCAGUGCUUUAACCAAGAUGGGUAUGACGGAAGAGGCUAAUGCUUGCAUGUGGGAGAUGGCGGGAAGUGGGACUGGGCUUGAUAUAGUUUCCUACAAUGCUCUGAUUAAUUUGUAUUGCAAAGAAGGUAAGUUGGAAACUGCAUUUCAGUUGUUGGAUAAAAUAGAGAAAGGUGGGUUGGAAAGUGAUGAGUAUACCCACACAAUCCUGGUUAAUGGAUUAUGUAAGGCAGGUGACAUUGAUAGGGCCCUGCAGCACUUGAAGUAUAUGAAGAUGAGAGGUUUCCAAUCAGACUUGGUGGCCUACAAUUGCUUGAUUCAUGGGUUAUGUAAGGCAGGUCAGGUGGAUUAUGCGAUGAAGGUCUUUGAAGAGAUGGAGCUUAAGGAUUCUUUUACAUAUUCUUCCAUGGUGCAUGGUCUUUGCAAAGUAAGAAGGUUUCGUGUAGCAGCCAAGCUCAUCCUGUCUUGCAUUAGAGAAGAGAUGAAAGUACUCUCUGCUGACCAACGUGUCGUUCUUUGCGGGCUUCGCUCUUCAGGAUUUAAACAAGAAGCAAGGAAGCUCCGAUCAAAACUUUGGAUGGCUCAGGCUCUAGCCUACUGAUAUGUACCAUUGAAUAGUUGUUGGUGGAGGUGCUCGGGCUCCGAUCAAAACUCUAGAUGGCUUGGUGGCCUACAACUGCUUGAUUCAUGGAUUAUGUAAGGCAGGUCAGGUGGAUUAUGCGAUGGAGGUCUUUGAAGAAUGGAGCUUAUGGAUUUUUUAACAUAUUCUUCCAUGGUGCAUGAUCUUUGCGAAGUAAGAAGGUUUCAUGCAGCAACCAAGCUCAUCCUGUCUUGCAUAAGAGAAGAAAAGAAAGUACUCGCUGCGGACCAAUGGGUUGUUCUUUGCGGGCUUCGCUCUUCGAGACUUAAGCAAGAAGGGAGGAAAGCUCCGAUCAGAACUCUGGAUGGUUUGGGCUCUAGCAUACUGAGAUGCACUAUUGAAUAGUCAUUGGUGGAGGGGCAUUGGGACUGAAUUCUGAAUAAUAUAUUUGACUUGGAAACAGCCUCUCCUUUGAAGCCGAGGAUAAGGCUGUGUGCAUUUGCCCCUCCAAAACCCUGCAGUACCGAGAGCCUCGUGUGCUAGGUUGCUCUUGUUACAUGGAAGUUAUUCAGCAGUUUCUUAUGACUUAUGAGAUUAAACUCAUCUGAAAAGGUUUAUACUCAUACUCAUCUUGUGCAUUGCAGCAGUUGGUCAUGAUGAUAUUGUAUUGAUGGAAGCAUAUCUUGCGAGUCUGAGCAGACAAGGUUAUCUGAAUAGCCCCAAAAUCUUUCACAUAGCAUGUUAGAUGGGCCCAUAUUUUAUGGACUGGUAGACCGUAAGGUCCCUUGCCCAUCAUCCCAAUUUGAGUUGGCCAAGUGGCAAAAUAAAGCUUCGAAAAUCCAAGUCUACAAGAAAACUAGAGGAGGGAGCAUGCCAAUACGUAGAUGGCCGAAAAUAAAUGGGUGGGUGGACAUGCAUGUGAUGGUAUUUGAUUGGAUUUAAUUAUGGAAUUUGACACAUGGCCAGUCUAGUCAUUGCCCUUACUAUCCAGCAGUCCCGAACGGCCACAUCAUCUUGCCAUAUGGCAUAAUUAAGGGUGACAAUUUACCCUUUAUGGAUGUAUGUACAAGUGAGCUUGAUUGACAUGGAAGCCAAUGGUUGCUGGAGGUCUCAAACUCAGAGAUGACACAAAAUGAUCUUCAAAAACUAAACUUGGAUGAAAUGUAUCCUUUGAGGUGGAUGUCUCCAGUUGGAUGGAAAUUUUUUUGCCACUUAGACCCAUUUCUCUUAUUUUUGACAAGUGUUUGGUGUUGGCCGAGGACCACUGUGGACUUCCCUGCAUGAUCUUGCUUCUUGCCACACAGAAUUUGUCUAAAUAAUAUUUUCUUUUCCUCUCCAAUAUAUGAGAAAUAUAUUAUUUGGUCUUUGCAAGGAUCAAAUCUCCAUCAGUUUAAUGAAUUACCAUGAGUGCGGAGUUUAUCAUUUUGGUUGCUAAUCUUCUUAAUUUUAUCUCCUUAAUUAUCGGGCAACUUUUCCACUACAUAAUUUGAAAAAACAAACCUGGCAUUGACUCAGAGAAGGUACUGUUAUAAGUAAGACCCAGUUAGAUCACCAGUCUAAAUGAUGAUGCCUUAUAAUAUUCUGGCAUUCAAUCUGGUUUAUUCCUAGAUCCUGUUUUCUAUGAGAAAUCUGGCCAUUCAGUUAAAUCAGUUUGGUAGUUAGUUCAUGAUAAAGUUGGCCAGGUUGAAUGGACAGAUGUAGUUUGGGUUACUGGAAAUAUCCAAAAGCAGUCGUUCACAGCUUGAAGAUCUUAGGUGGAUGUGCUUCCAACAAAGGACCAGUUUUUACAGAGGCAGAUUGGUGUUGGUCCGGACCUUUUGUGUUUUCUGUUGGGGCUGUUCUAGUGAAUAAUUGGGGUUGCCUACAUGGAUCCAUGCAAAAAAAAAUAGGUAAAAUUGAGGUCCACACAAAAAUAUGGGGAAUGAAGAAAUGAAGAAAUGAGAGUAAGGGGAAACAGGCACGGCUCAGCAGGUCCGGAGAAUCUCAGCUAAAUGGGAUCGGCUACUUGGAUCCUUGCCCUCCAAUAGGCUCUAUCUGGGCAGAUCUAGAGAAUAGAGACCAUUUAUUCUUUGAGUGCCAAUUUACCUUGGCUAUAUGGGAGGGAUGGCUUAAAUUUGUGCUCCCAAAAAAUAGGAGACAAAUGCAAAGCCUCAUUGGGUGAUUCCAUUAGUACGAAUGGCAAAUUGGCAUAAUUUUUUUUUUUAUAGAUGCAAAUUGGCAUUUUGUUCUACCAUCCAUCGGUUAUCCCAGGAGCAUAAUUCUCAUCUGUUCAGGAUUAAAACAAGAACGAGGCCUCAGAUCCUAUCAGCCAUUAAGGAGGAUGUUUCGUUGAGGUGCAGUUCUCUUUCAUGUUCUGGUGUUUCAUACUCGAGGAAUAUCUUUCUUGAAGACAAAUGGGUACUGCAGAUAGCAUGGAUAUCCAAAGUUUUGAAAGCAUGCUUAUGGAUAUUCCCGCCUGGGGAGUGAGGAUGUAGUUGCACUGCACUGUGAUGGGUUUCUCUCUCUCUGGCUCAGGAUAAGGCAUCUUAUGAAGGUUUGGUUCGUGAUAUGGCAGGAGUUCCCUUAUUUUCCUAUGUCAGUUAAAUACACAGAGUUAUUUGCUUUAUCAAGAAGUUAGUUGUUAUGCCUGGAGAAAAAUAUUCAGAAGGUCUCUGUACAAUCUGUUUUGAAACUGGUUAUUGACUUCUUGAAGAAAAUUGUGAAAGGUCCAUGGACUGUGUAACAUUUGAAGAGUUUAAUCUUGCAUUUGGGAGAUAGGUAGCAUUGGACUACUUAUCAAGAUCGAAUUCGUAGCUGGCUAUUGACAUCUUGAAGAAAAUUGUGAAAGGUCCAUGGAUGGUGUAACAUUUGAAGAGUUUAAUCUUGCAUUUGGGAGAUAUGUUACAUUGGACUACUUAUCAACAUGUUUGCUUAUAUUAUUGGAGAAUCUUGGCAUUGUUACAGGCUGUACUGGUCUUGCCAUUCUAGUAAUCAUUUUGGUUUGACUGCAAUUGAGGGGAGCACAUUUUCUGUAUGGGUUCUGUCUGAUACAAGAUGGAUCCAUCAGAACGAACACUUCAAAAGAUUGCAGGGAGGAUCUCACGCGGUGAGGUGCGGCGAGGCUUCUCGUGACGACACAUGGCCAGUGGACGAUUGAACGGCUGAGCAUCGUCAACGGCAUCUUCAGCCCAUUUUGCGUUGCCUCAAUCCAAGCUCUCUUCCACUGCGACGAUAGACCAGCAAUGCUUGACCACCGACGAUCGGCUUUGUAAGACCUCAAUGGAGCAGCGACCAUCGGCUUUGUGAGACAUUUGGGAUUCUUCCAAAACUUCCUGCUGCUGCCGCUUGUUGUUCUCUGCUUGCUUAGGUGUAGGACCAGCAAUGGAUGGACAACCUCUGAUGUGUGGCUGUGAUAGUGGGAGGUGGUCAUUCGGACUUCCCAUACAAACAAAAACCCAGGGCAGUGCUUUUACAGAUGUCCAGUGAAUGGGUCACACCAUAAGGCUUUUCUAUGGAUUGAUCGGAAAAUGGGGAAUGAUUUGAGGACUGCUGACAUGGAAGCAUGUCAAUCAUAUGAAACUGUUAACCAGAGUGUGAUGUCAAAUUUUGCAGCCCCACCGCCAAGAUCUACCCCAAAAGUUCAUGACCAAGUCCUUGUGGAUCAGACAUUACUCAACCAUUACUAUGGAACGACUGUAUUCCUCUGCAUUUGGGUACUGAUGCUUUCCUGCUGUCUUUUAUGCAACUGCCGUGUAAAAAGAUUACUUAUUCUAUGUUGACAGACUUGUAUGAAUGUUUAGACUGCACCCAAAUGUAAGAAUUGAAUUAAAAUGUUAUUGCUCUAUGUUUAUUGGAAUUGCAAUUAUGUGAUGUUUGGAUCU
This is a messenger RNA of Macadamia integrifolia, 5639 nucleotides long. Its product is annotated as putative pentatricopeptide repeat-containing protein At4g17915. Gene Ontology annotation, molecular function: protein binding. Lineage: Eukaryota; Viridiplantae; Streptophyta; Magnoliopsida; Proteales; Proteaceae. The record is from RefSeq and is a predicted model, not a curated record. The coding region runs from base 427 to 1800 and encodes 457 amino acids. The transcript has 7 exons.